AUGUCCGACGAGAGCAUAUGGAGGAACAUAGGUGGAGAAGGCUAUUGCUCGUUCAAGAUGAAGACAGAAGAGAACGCUCUGUGCAGGAACAAGAACAAUGUAACUGGGUUGUGCGACAGAUUUUCAUGCCCACUAGCCAACUCGAAGUAUGCAACAGUCCGGGAAAUGGGCGAAGAGCUUUUCCUGUUUAUCAAGGAGCCUGAGCGGGUGCAUGUUCCUAGAGAUGUCUACGAAGAGAUCAAGCUGUCUUCAAACUACGAAGAAGCUCUCAGGCAGAUAGAAGAGAAUCUUGAGUUCUGGGAUGAAAAGAUUAUCCACAAAUGUAAGCAGAAGCUUUCGAAACUCACGCAGUAUCUCCGAAGGUUGGAGCGCUUCAAGGAGCACGGGAAGACAAAGUAUAUGGUGAGAAGAAAGAAGAUGAAUAGAAGAGAAAAGCUCCGAGCACUCAAAACUUUAAACAAAAUCAACUUCGAGAAGAACAUAGGAGACGAGCUCAUGCUCAGGCUUGAGAGUGGAAUCUAUGGGACAGAGCUCAAGGACAGAUUCCAUUUGGCAAACAAGGCUGCAGUAGAAAGAGAAAAGAAACAGAAUCGAAAGAAGAGAUAUGUUGCCGAGUUGGAAGAAAGCGAUGGAAUUCUUGAAGAGGAAUCCUGUGGAGUAGAAAAGAAGGCGGACAAGAAAACUAAGAAGACUGCCAUGAAAUGGUGA
Messenger RNA from Encephalitozoon intestinalis ATCC 50506, 708 nucleotides. Its product is annotated as glutathione-S-transferase-like protein. The coding region runs from base 1 to 708 and encodes 235 amino acids. Lineage: Eukaryota; Fungi; Microsporidia; Unikaryonidae. Gene Ontology annotation, biological process: maturation of LSU-rRNA; maturation of 5.8S rRNA. Gene Ontology annotation, cellular component: preribosome, large subunit precursor; nucleolus. The transcript has a single exon. The record is from RefSeq and is a predicted model, not a curated record.